UUGACUUCCUUGGAAGCCGUGGAUUGUACAGAAAAAACGCCGAUUCCCACAGAAAAUGUCAUUUUACGUCGACAAAGAAGCACGGCAGGGCGCUUUUUCAUUGGAAUUAAUAGAGGUUUGUGUGUCAUGUAAGCUUGGAGAUUGUUCAGUUUUGAUGUAAUUGCUCUGAAACAGAGUUUUUCAGCGGUUUUCUUGGGGACCUCUGCGAGUCCGGACAAACUGGCCUGGGGAAAAUAGGGCACUCAACAUGCUGUACGCUGUUGUACCGUGUAAAUGUUCACCGUGUAUUGCCAUUGCAUAUUUUUUUAGUUUUAGUGCAUGAAGUUCCCUCAUCUUGUGGAAACUUGCGUGCAGAAAGUCAGUUCAAUUCGUAAAGUUGGAGCUAGGUUUUUCUACUCGGAUUCCACAGUUUGACAAUGGCUGACAAUUCAGGGUCCUAACUCCACCACUGGAUUUGUUUAGGGUCUCAAAUGCGGAAGGAAUUUUAACUCAGGACGUCUGCUGUUUGCUGCCGCUGCAGGCAGUGGGAAAUGUUUCUUUUUCACCAUUUUCUAUCAUGUUGGGCACUGCAUGGACACGGAUAAAUAUUAAUAAAUUUCUGAGUUUUCAAGGAGUCUUCAUCCUUCGAGCAUCAACAAGGAAAAGAACUUCACCUUUAAAUGAUGUGAAAUUUUUUUGAGCGGAACAACAAACUUGGCGCUGUUUUCACAACAGUGAAAUUUAUUUUUUGUAACAAACUUCUUUAAAACUCAAGUUUCUUCGAGAGAGCCAUGGCAUCGAAGUUAAGAGAACUUGUCAGUAAGAACAAGACAAGAUACACCGAUGGAAACUUUGACCUUGAUUUGACCUACAUCUGUGACAAUGUUAUAGCCAUGGGAUUUCCAGCUCAGAGUCUUGAAGGUGUCUACAGAAACAACAUGGAAUCAGUCGUAAAAUUUCUGGAUCAGAAGCACCCGAACCACUACAAGGUCUACAAUUUAUGUUCGGAAAGGAACUACGACGCCUCCAAAUUUUACCACAGGGUAGCCCAUUAUCCGUUCGAUGAUCACAACCCACCAAAGAUUGAGCUGAUCAAACCUUUUUGCGAUGACGUUGAACGAUGGCUGAAGGAGGACAAGGGCAACGUUGCCGUUAUACAUUGUAAAGCUGGAAAGGGGAGGACUGGUGUGAUGAUCUGUGCAUUACUACUUCAUCAAGGGAAGUGCGCUUCAGCGGAGGAGGCCAUGGAGCAAUACGGAGAUAAAAGAACGAGGGACGGCAAGGGCGUCACCAUUCCAAGCCAGCGGCGGUAUGUACAGUACUACGGCGAGAUUAUCAGGCGAAGCUUGACCUACACGACAGUCACGCUUUUACUUCAGAGAGUGCAGUUGGAGACGGUGCCAAUGAUGAGCAAUGGUUCAUGUACGCCCUUCUUUGUCAUCUACAAGCAGAAAGUCAAAGUCUACUCCUCUGAUGUUGUAAAGGGGAUCAAGAGAGGUGAGAGAAUAAUUGAGUUUGACAUUCCCAACACGGUACCCAUCUGCGGCGACGUCAAGGUUGAAUUCUUCCACAAGACACCGAUGCUUGACAAGAAAUCCAUGUUCCACUUUUGGUUCAACACCUUCUUCAUCAUUCAUCCGGUGACAGAGACGGGUCGACCGGGCUCGGCGUCCUGCAACACCGAGACAGUUCCGUUGGCCAAUGGGAGUGAAGAGCUUGUCAUGGGACUGAACAAAGACGCUCUAGACAAGGCCAACAAGGAUAAGACGAACAAAGUCUUCUCUCCAAAUCUUAAGAUACGGCUGUAUUUCGCAAGAGGCAACGAUGCCGACCACGAGAAACCGUCAACCCACCUUGAAGAAAACUUAAGUCCCUGUAACAGCUCGAACGAUCUCCUUGAAUUGGAAUCAUCCGAGUCUGAGGAGGAGGAUUGGGGAGGUGAGACGACGACGUUCGUAUGAUGACGGCCCCCAUGCCUCUGUGUGGGGCUGAACAACCCCCACACACGCUCGACCCAUGUCUUGCUUUCUUUCGGCGCGUUUUAGUUGGUAAACCCGUAGUGGGCACCAGGCAAUAUCAGCUGCAAAACUGGGAACAAUCAACCCGUCAUGAAAACGCUCACUGGAGUGAGAUCCUACCCAAUGGAAAGAGUUGUCUAGCGCCCUCAAGAGUGACCAACCAACCGCGUUGAUGCGCAUCGGUAUAACCGUGUUUAUAGGUCUUACAAAACAGCUGAUGUACGGACAGGCACAGAGGAAUUUAUAUAUAUUAUAUGUAAAUGUUUAUAUAUCUAUAUCAGUACUUUUAUGAAGUCGAAGCAUCAGGUAGUUUCUUGCCCGAUCACGAAUCCCCUCGUGGCCCUGAGAUCUUUUUUGUUAAGCGUAACCCCAACUGUCCUUAGAAUGAUCUUGAGUUGAUCUCACCCCUAAGUCUCCUGAGGGAUAAGUGAGGAACUCGAGCUGUUGGAUUCUGAUUAGGGCGAUGGUGUUCUUACUCCAACAAAAUCCGACAAAAUCCGACAAAACUAGCUGCUGGGUUUUGAUGGGUUGGGGAAACCUGCAAGGUGGUGGGCUAAACAAAAUCUGGUCUCUUGAAAAUGCCAAGAACCACGUAGACAAUAUCUGCUGCCCUCUAUUGUCUCCUGUUGCCAGGCACAGCGUGAUGUCACAGUCUAGAUCUCCAUGGUGAUAAGGCUAGUUUGGCCUCGGGAUCAUUUGGAUAUUUUUGCAUAAAUUUUACUGGUCUUCAAAUAUCCCAAAUAGCAAACUCUAAUUUUGGAAAACUUCAAUCAAAUUUAAUCGUCAGCUUUUUACUGAAAAGCUGAUAGUAAUUUUGUUUUCCCAUUCAGUUUGGUACCAUGUAAUUUUCAACACCAGGUUUGCUUAAAAACUUUAUUCCAAGUCCCUUUAAAACUAACACAACAAAACAAAACUAACAUCUUUUGCUUGAAAGAUACAGGUUACCAGCCAAAAGACCAUGUAAUAUAUGACACAGACUGGUCCCCUGCUAAUUUUCGCUUAGCAUAGAAAGUUGUUAAGCGAUAUUUUCUUCACAGUGACCCUUUUUUUGUUCAUUUCGCACUGCAUACGAGUAGAAUGUUAGAGGGAGUAGGGAUUUGAACUGUUCUCAACUUUCACUUUUACAGUUUUCUCCUGGGUAUGACAUCACAACUUGAUUUUUUGGUCGCAUGAAGUAUGGACUGGGUUUUAGGAAUGCAACAGUAAACGUGAUUGGUUAACAGGGAUGUUUCAUGUACUUUUUUACCCAAUCAGGUGUCGCAUAACAAAUAUUGUCUUUGCACCAUCCAAUGCAACACCACAGUUUAUGCAUGUAAGCAAGUUGGAAGCUGUUAUUUGGUUUUAAAGCGAUGUUUAUUAUAGUUUAAAAAAAGAAGAAAGGAAUUGUACAUUUCAUAUAUCUUUAAAGAAAAAUCCCUAGUUUUAUAUAUGAAAAAAGAAAACAAUGUCUAUUGCCGCAUGUGUAUACUUAUGUACAGAGGAUGUUUUAAAAACGAGAAAAUAGCGCAGCAAAUUUCGUCAGGGACUUUAUUCGCAGAAAAGAGCUCUGGUUUGGUGGACAUUUAAAAAUGUUUUCUCGAUUGAUGCAUUUAUUCUUGCUUCAUCAUACGGCACAAUUCUCAGUGGAAUGUAUCUGUAGUUUGUUUGAGGGAGCAAGGAGGCCAGAGUUUGGAGCAAAGUCUUAUAACUUAGAGCCUGCAACCGCACAACCCCCAAAACAAUUUGCGUUAGUAUUUUUCCAAAACUUUUUCACAGAACUAUUAUUUGUUAUUAAAAACAAAUAAUAUUCUUUAUCCCCGCUGCAAAAAUAUCAUCGAAUAAUCACCUUUAAGAAUUCAGCAAGUUAAAAAGUAUUGAAAGGAAUAUGAUAUAGGGCGAUCUCGUAGAAACAUUUAUGAAUUGUCUGGCCAAAUAAUUAUGAUGGAUAGGACAAGAAUUGGGGGAAUCAACAAAUGUGAAUUGGCAGAAAGAAAUCAAAUACGAUUUGUUUUUUUAAGUAUCGGCAUUGUUCAGAGGCAGAUUUCUCAGGACUUUUUGUACCAGUACCAGUAAGCUUUCAGAUUUUUAUUUUCUGUCUUAUUGUAGGGAUUUUUUAGUUUCCUACCUGAAUAUAUUCGUUCAUAAGAAUGUAAUGAAUCCAACAAAAGGCCCUUUGAAAACUUCAUGACCAUACUUUGGUGUGUAGCCGAUAGUAAGGCAAAGUAAAUUGACUACUCUUUUUCCAUUCACUUAAAGACUGCUUUUACAUCUUUGGAGGGAGCGAUGGUGAAAUUUUUAUCAAUGAAUGUAACGCCUGUCCAAAGUAUUUCCUGCAUUGUGCGAAAGAUUACCAACUUGACCUCAAAAAGGUCGAGAUCCUCAUCAGAUGAACCCUCAUCUCCAAACAGCCGGACUGUACCAUUGUACAUGAGGGGGGUGUUUGUAAGUUGCCUUGUUCCAUCGACUUAAAAACAAAAGCGUGGUUGAUUCAUGUUUGUACUUUCCCUGAGAAGACGCUCCGCCUGGAACCGAUUUCUGUGCUGUGUGAUAGCAAGCUUAUUUGUCUUGAUAGAAAUGAACUCCUUGAAGGGUUUGGGGUUGCAGAAAAUAGAAAUACUCGUAAAUUUAGUGCGAAAAUUGCCAAAGGAUUUUAAAGUAUCACUGUUGAUGUUUUUUUAAAGGUGUUUUUUUACAUUGAGAGGGAAGAAAACAUUUGUUGCUUGGUACAGUCGAUAUUUGUGAUUUUUUAAAUUAUUAUAGGUAAGGUACACGGCACAAGAGGGUGAACUAAUUUUAUUGAAGACAUGUGGUAGGUUUUUCUUUUCUGAUGCGAGUGAAUAUGGGGGGGGGGUAACAUUGCCUUGUGAUGGUUUGAAUGUGGGUCGUUGUUUACACCUGGGGAGACACCAUCUGACAUUCUUGGGUUUCAUCUGCCCCUUGCCGCCUGCCCCUCCCUUCAUCCCCUUUACACCCUCGGACAGCAACAUUAAGAGUUAUUAAGUUAAGUUUUCCAUUAAUGUACCAGGUUAUUAGUGGAAUCACAGUAACUCUCACAAGUCAGAUGUGAACAUAUGCUGCUGGCAUUUGUGUUCCGGCAUACGCAGAGCUGUGGCGACUUUCACACAAUGGAAUUAAGGUUCACAAAUUGUUUUUCUUUGUUUAACUGGGUCCCCACUGGCACCCUGAAUCAGAGAUAUUGACAAAAUAGGGAGACUGUCAACAUUCGGGCUAGAUAGCUUAGUUGAUGGAGCACUGGCAUGUCACUUCCAGUAUUUGGGCUAGAUAGCUUAAUUGAUAGAGCACUGGCAUAUUAAUUGGGAGGUUGCAUGUUCGAGCCCCACUCUAGUCAAGUUCAGGAAGAGGAAGCCAUUCAACCUGGCACUCACAAACAUAGAAUUUGACAAAAAGGGAGACUGCCAACAUUAGGGCUGAGAAGCUCAGGUAAAGCGCUGGCAUGUUAAUCCCGAGGUUUAAGCUCCACUCUUGUCACUUUGUCUUUGUUUAACCCCAAAUAAGUCAAAUAUUUUAGAGUGAAAUAUAAACCAAACGUUGCAGGUUCAGGCAGCUGUUGUAAAUUUUUCUUUGUUCAACUUCAAAUUAAAUAUUUGAGGGUGAAAUUCCAAUAUGUCGGAUGUGUGUUUCUCGGUGUGAGGCAAGGCUUAGUCCAGUGGUAUUUAAAACCGCAGUUUAGUCAGUUAGCAACCUGUAAUAUAUAGAAACCGUGUAUAAUGAUGUACAUAUAUAUUGUGUAUACAUAUUAUAUAGAGAUACAUUUUUGAAUGAGGUACAUACGAGAAACGUCUCCACCUACCCGUAAUAAAAAGAAAAACCAAACAGCUUUUUCGGUAUUUUUCUGAAAUGUAUGUAUUUUUUAUUGCAAUGUUGUGAGACAAGUGUUUUUUUUCCGUUCUUUUAAAAAGAUGGCUUGGUGGUCUUGUGUAGUUCUAGUCUUGAUUGUCGUUGUUUGUUAAAGUGGCCGGUAUUGUGAAAUAAAUUACUGGAGAAGAGAUAACUGUAUCAAAACAAACAUCUAGAUCCAGAUUCAUAGACUUGCUCAGUCUCUCAAGGGGUGCGCUUUCAAUGCUGUAACCAAUAGCUGUUUGGGUCAUUGGCCAGUUAUCAACCAAUGGCAGGUUGAACUGAAAAAAUUACUGGUCAAGACUGCGGGAAAACACGCACCCCUGGCAGUGGAUAGUGCGCCCUCUAUUGGUAGCUAAUACAAAAACGUUGUCAAUCAAGACUUGUUUUGUUCCGUAAGUCAAGAAUUUGUUGUUACUGCAGGGUGGUGUCUUUUGUUUAAAAGAAAAUCACAACGUUGUGGUAGAAACAGUCAUGGCAACUCGACUGUAAACAGAUGUACUAAAACCGAUCUUUGUGAUCGGUUAUUUUUUAUUACUGUUAGUUUGGUUGGCAUAAAUCAUGUAUUUAUUGUGCAAAAUCUGUGACUUUUUUUUAUAUUUAGGAAUGGAAAUAAAAUGUUUCCACCGUUUUCCUGUAUAAAUUAAAUCUACCAAAGUUAACUGCUUGGUACUUAUUUAUAGAUUACAACAAAUUAAAAAAAAACUGUCCAUGUUUAUAAAAUUGAGGAGAGAGCAGUCAUCCUCUUUCUUAGCUCAAAAAAAAAUAUAACACCAAAAACUUUGAUACUAUUUCUGUUGUUUUCUACGUUCACUUCAAAAUGAAUUCCUUGUUCUCAACUACGCAAUGGAAUAUUUUUUUAGACGUUAAUAAUCGGUGGAAGAUUAGAUAAAAUCCUUGAACAAUGACACUAAGGCCAUCUUGAAGUUGCUUUUAAACCGGAUGAAUUUACAAAGAACUGUGAUUCUAUAAUUUAGAAGAAUUUCCUCUAAGAUAUGUACUAAAAUGUACUUUUCAAAUAUUUACCCCAAAUCAUCUGGGAUCGCACACAGUACAGGAAUCCUCUUCAUGAAGGGCUCCCUCUUGAGUUUGUAUUCCAGAAAGGAUUAAUAUUUAAAUUAGGGUGAAAGGCUGUGUAUUGAGAGAGUUGCGACUGCUUGCGAUUUAAAGCCAUUUUGUGUCCAAAAUAAUGCACUGGUGUAUACAUACAGGGUGCAAGACGAGACUGCACUUUCGGUUGUGCUACAUUUGGACCAGAAAUGGCAUCCAGUAAACCACAUGACCUAAGAAAACUGGUCCUCCCUGUCGCAACUCUCUUGCUGUGCUUCUUGUACAUGAAGGGCUCCCUCUUGAGUUUGUUGGGCUAUUGUUCUUUAUCUUAAGGAUGGAUUUGUACUUCCUAACCAGGGCCCAAUUUCAUAGAACUGCUUAAGCACGAACAAUAGCUAAGCACAACCCAAAUUAUGCUUACCAGACACUCUGUGAAAAUGGAGAUGGCAUUGGUGGGCAAGAUAAAGUCGGGUCCCUUUAUGGUACUGUAGGAAAGGCACCAUGUUUGUUUCAUUGACGGUAUUAUACGGGAUUGGUGGAGCUGACAAAAUAGUUCAUGAACUAUAACAAACAUGUGAACAUUUGGGAUUUAUCUGUUAUGCAAGUCUAGGAGAAAAUGGUGAAGAAACAUGUUGGUGGUAACAACCAAAAUUAGCUCUUGUGUAUAUUUAAGGUUUUUAGAUACCAUUGUCCUGAAUAUGACUUCAUUUUAGAGGGGGAUAUUUCACAGAAAAAAAUUGUUCCGAUUAUGAACUUCUGAAUCAGUAAGCUUUCUGACUAAAUUUAAACAGGUCUUUCGCUCCUUACCAGUCUUGUAUAAUACCUACAUUGUCAUCCCAGGGAUAUAUUAUUACAUAUAAAUUAUUGUGGGUAUUCCGCUAACAGAGGUCCAUGAUUAAAAUCAAAAUCACUGAAAUCAACUUUAAGAAACUUUCUGUACUGUAGAGGACCAAAAUGAAGAAGCAACCUUUUAGUGAAGUCACGUAUCUCAUGUAUGGUUUCCGUAGUAAACUAUGUUAGUCAACAACACCACAGUAUUGUAAACAAUUCUCAAGUAAAUAAAUGGACACACAGAUGGUAUUAACAUAA
This is a messenger RNA of Asterias rubens (European starfish), 7973 nucleotides long. RefSeq names its product phosphatidylinositol 3,4,5-trisphosphate 3-phosphatase and dual-specificity protein phosphatase PTEN-like. NCBI's taxonomy places the organism in Eukaryota, Metazoa, Echinodermata, Asteroidea, Forcipulatida, Asteriidae. The coding region runs from base 771 to 1940 and encodes 389 amino acids. Gene Ontology annotation, cellular component: cytosol; plasma membrane; cell projection. Gene Ontology annotation, molecular function: phosphatidylinositol-3,4,5-trisphosphate 3-phosphatase activity; protein tyrosine phosphatase activity. Gene Ontology annotation, biological process: regulation of phosphatidylinositol 3-kinase/protein kinase B signal transduction; phosphatidylinositol 3-kinase/protein kinase B signal transduction; protein dephosphorylation. The transcript is spliced from 9 exons. The record is from RefSeq and is a predicted model, not a curated record.